This is a messenger RNA of Elgaria multicarinata webbii, 2433 nucleotides long. It is a transcript of the gene CHGA, whose product is annotated as chromogranin A. Gene Ontology annotation, cellular component: chromaffin granule. The transcript is spliced from 9 exons. The coding region runs from base 315 to 1868 and encodes 517 amino acids. The record is from RefSeq and is a predicted model, not a curated record. NCBI's taxonomy places the organism in Eukaryota, Metazoa, Chordata, Lepidosauria, Squamata, Anguidae. Gene Ontology annotation, biological process: defense response to bacterium; negative regulation of catecholamine secretion; negative regulation of insulin secretion.
AGGGGGGAGCGAGGGGAGGGGAGGGGAGGGGGAAUAUAUAAAUGAGGUGGUUGCUGCAGUGCCCGGUCGGGGACCGUCAGCAAAGGCAUUAGUGGAUCUAGCGAAGGGCACCGGCUGAUUAAUCCGCCUCCCGGCUCAGCUCUCGCCCAGGGUCAGCCGCCCGGAGCAUCUCUCCAGCCAAGUUCCCUCCGACAGCUGCUCCCUCUAAAGCUCGGCCGGCAGCGAUAAAGCCAAGGCGGAUCUUCACUUCCCCGCACCCCCUCCGGCCAUCCUUCAGCCUGCAGUGUCUCCACCACCACCACCACUCCGGCAUCAUGAUCCACGCUGGAUUUGGGGCUCUCCUCCUCCUCCUCGCAGUACAAGUAAUUUCACUUCCAGUAACGAAUCCAACACCUAAAGAUGACACCAAGGUGAUGAAGUGCAUUGCUGAGGUGAUUUCUGAUACCGUAUCAAAGCCAAAUCCACUCCCAAUCAGCCAGGAAUGUCUAGAAAUUCUCCAAGGAGAUGAAAGAAUCCGUUCCAUCCUUCGCCACCAAAACUUGCUAAAAGAACUUCAAGACAUUGCAAUCCAAGGAGCGAACGAAAGAACAGAACAGCAGAAGAAAAACAGCGGAUUUGAAGAUGAGCUUUCUGAAGUCCUUGAAAGCCAAAGCAACAAGAACGCAGAAAGAGAUCUAGAGGGGAUUCCCGAUGAAGAGCCCACUGCCUCCUUCGCCGAGCUAGAGGCAGAGAAGAAUCAGAAGGACAACGAAAGGGAUGUUCCCAAAGAGGAGGAGAGAAACGGCCUGGAAGAGAGGGAGCCAAGGGCUCAAGACCUCGACCCCGAAGCCGAGAAGGAAAAUGCGGCAGGAUUUGAGAGCAACGAGGUCGGCGAGGCCGAAGAAUUGCCCUGGGACGACGCUGUCGACAAUCACAUCCACGCUGACACCCGAGAGGAAGGGGUUCCUGCGCAGAGACACCAGGAGGAGGAAGACGCCGUGGAGUCAGAGGAGUUUGAGGAUGAGAAGGAGCACGUUUCCAAACACAGCCAAGAGGAAAGCAACGAGGAGGGAGAAGACAGUGUCAGAGAACAGGCUGAGGAAGAGGAGGAGGAAGAGGAGGAGGAGGAGGAGGGGGUAAAGGAUGAGGAAGAAGAGGAGGAAGAUGAAGAGAAAGAGAGAAGCACCUCUGAAGAGGAACAUCCUACCAGUUCUGAGGGUGUGGAGGAUGAAAGGCAAGAUGGUAACCAAGAAGCAAAGGGCUUUGAACGGGAUGAGAAGCCUUCAGAAGCAAAAGAGAAAUAUCACAGUGUGACGGGAGAAAGACAUCACUCUCUAGAUGAAACAAGGCAGGAUGAAGGUACCUCCCAUGCCAGGGAUGUUGAGAGUGAAGAAGCGGAAGAGGAACCCUCCAGAGAUGUAGAGGAUGCCAAGAGAUGGAACAAAAUGGAUGAGCUGGCCAAGCAACUGACUACUACGAAGCGUGUGGAGGAAAACGAAAGCAACGAAGACCCAGAUCGGUCCAUGAAGCUGGCGCUCAGAUCCCACAAGUAUGACUUCCACAACCCUGAAGAAGACGCAAGGACGCCACAGAAGCAUCAUUCAAAGGAGGAGAGCAGCGAAGGCAGCUUUCCACUUGUUCCCAUGCCAGGGGAAAAGAAGGACGAAGAAGGAAGUGCUAACAGAAGGACAGAGGGAAUUGCCAAGACACUGACAAGACACCAGGGAGGCAACCAGAAAACCUUGACAACAGUCGCUCAGGUGCCGGUAGCAGAACAAAAACCCUCGCCGUCAGCUCAGCAAAAAGACCAAGAGCUGGAAAGCCUGGCAGCCAUAGAAGCGGAGCUGGAGAAAGUUGCCCAUAAGCUGCAUGCCCUGAGAAGGGGCUGAUGACUUAACAACCUGUGACGUGAGCAAAAAGCCAGAAGUUUUAAUUCACCGUUUUAAACACUGCAAUUUAAAAAUGUUUUUAAAGGAGGAAGUAAUGACGGAGCUGGUGCAUUUUGCCUAGGACGCCAGUAUCACUAGAAAAACGGCCAUCUCUCUCUCUCCCUCUCCCUCUCUCUCUCUGUGGUAAUACUGAUCUUCAUCAUCUUCAUUAGCUUGUUGUUUGCUUUCAUGCUCGCUAUACUGGCUAUCGAUUUUCUCUUUUAACUUUUGGAUUACAGAAUCACAAGCAGUGUGACUGAACUCAUGUCAUUUCUGUUGAGAAAAAGGAAUCGGUUUGUCCUUUUCUCCCCUUCUUUUCUUUUUGACUCUCUCUCUCUCUCUCUCUCUUUCUCUUUUUUUUUUAAAAAAAGCCACGACUGCUUUCUAGAAUGUUUUACUCCUACCAUUAGGUUUACCAGAUAAAAUAACUCGCAAUAACUUGUUAUUCUUUUGAUUAAAAGAUGAGUGCUCUGACUGUAAUAUAUUCUAUAUAAAAAUUAAGGACAAAAGUAAACAUGCAACUUUG